GCUGGAACCCGGUUUUCACUCUCACCAUUGAGUUGCGCUUUUACUCUGCAUGAACGCAUUGCGAAGACCCUGCAGUCCACUCGCUUUCAACUUUGACAUUAUUUGUCGACGCUUGCGCUUGCCCCAAUUUCUUCGUCAUUCCAAGCCUUUCCUCCAAAAUCAUCCUCUGCCCUGCGUUCCCAUCCGGAGACAAGCCGGACGUGCGCUGCUGCCACCUUGGGUCCUCCAGCACACCGCCUACAGAGCAUUCAGCAUGUCGUCCGACUCGUCGCUCUCAGCUCCACCAGACGACAUCCAGCCUCCACCAGCUGCCUACGAGACAGACCCUUUGGCCGAGAAGGCAGUCAAUGGGAAGAAGCGCAAAGCGGAGACAGCCACCAAUGCCAGCAAGGUCACUAAGCGCACACGCAAGACCACUGUGACAGCUGAUACGGAGCCCAAUGACAAUGGCUCAGCAGACAAGUCAGUAGAGGCUACAAAGCCGAGGAAGCGAGCGCCCAAGACUAAGGCUGAGGAGGAGACCAUCGAGGAGAAAGUCGUGGUCGAAGACGAGAAGGGCACCACUGUCAAGGCAACGCAGAAGAAGUCGCGUAAGAAGAAGGAAGAGAAUGUCGCUCCACUAGCUGAACGGACCACUGGCAGUAAGCUCCGCGUAGGAGCUCACGUCAGUGCUGCUGGAGGCAUUCACAAUGCGGUCACGAACCUCUUGCACAUCGGCGCAAAUGCGUUCGCAUUGUUCCUAAAGAGUCAGAGAACUUGGAAGAAUCCGGAGCUCAACCCGGAGCAUGCACAGCUCUUCAUGGAUGGGUGCAAACACCACAAUAUCGAUGCCGCCGAAUGCUGUGUGCCUCAUGGCUCGUACCUGGUCAACCUCGCGCACCCUGACGAGGAGCGCAAGAAACAAGCUUACGAUUCAUUCCACGAUGACCUGACCCGCUGCCACAAGGCUGGCAUCAAGUAUUACAACUUCCACCCUGGAAAUGCAGCAGCAACCACGCGCGAGGGUGGCAUCAAGCUGAUAGCGGAGGCCAUCAACAAAGUUCAUAAGGAUCCAGCAACUGGCGCCGUCGUGCCAUUACUGGAGACCAUGGCUACCUUGGGUAAUACCAUUGGAGGCCAAUUCAAGGACAUUGCAGACAUAAUCGAACUAGUCGAGGAUAAGGAGCGUGUUGGUGUCUGUCUCGACACCUGUCAUGUGUUCGCUGCAGGAUACGAUCUACGAACUCCUGAAGCCUACGAGAGGACCAUGAAAGAGUUCGAAGACACCAUCGGAUUGAAGUAUCUGAAGGCCUUGCACGUCAACGACAGCAAAGCGCCCCUUUACUCCUUCCGUGACUUGCACGCUCGCAUCGGUACCGGAUACCUUGGCUUGGCUGCCUUCCACCAUCUGGUCAACGACAAGCGCCUACAUGGCCUGCCUAUGGUCCUCGAGACACCAAUCGACAAGAAAGACGAGAAUGGCAAAAAGUUUGAAGACAAAUCUGUCUGGGCCCGAGAGAUUAAAAUGCUGGAGCAGCUAGUUGAUAUGGACAUCGAGAGCGAUGAAUUCAAAAAGAUGGAGGCAGAGCUUCACGAGGAAGGUUCUAGUGAGCGAGAGCGCAUCGGCGACCAAGUGAAGAAGAGGGCCGAAAAGGCCGCUCCCAAGAAGAAAGGCAAGAAGAAGGUCGAGAGCGAAGACGAAGCUGAUGAGGAAGAUGAGGAUUAGGCAAGGGCGAGCGUGGGCUGACUCGAUAGGCUGAGACUUCACAGCUGGCAGAACAACUUCGGUUUGGUUGCAUCAGGAGUCAGCGAUCUGAGAAAGGAGAUUUAUUGUUUUCGGGUGUACGGUAUACCCCCAGUUGGCAUGAAGGCGUUAUAGGAAACUGCAUUUCAGCACGGUGCCCAGCACGGUGCUGGCAGGCAGCAAAUCGAGACCAGAGGCUUAUGAUGUCUUACCACUUAUCUUCGCGGAACGAGUGGUGGACAGAAAUAGCAUCAUUUCGAG
Paraphaeosphaeria sporulosa is the source of this 1984-nucleotide messenger RNA. RefSeq names its product AP endonuclease. Gene Ontology annotation, biological process: base-excision repair. The coding region runs from base 254 to 1705 and encodes 483 amino acids. Gene Ontology annotation, cellular component: nucleus; mitochondrion. The record is from RefSeq and is a predicted model, not a curated record. The transcript is spliced from 4 exons. NCBI's taxonomy places the organism in Eukaryota, Fungi, Ascomycota, Dothideomycetes, Pleosporales, Didymosphaeriaceae. Gene Ontology annotation, molecular function: DNA-(apurinic or apyrimidinic site) endonuclease activity; phosphoric diester hydrolase activity; DNA binding.